UUAGUGUAGGUCGGUUGGGCGAGGGAGUGUAUGUUUCAUUUUCAUCAAUUACUCUGCAAAACGAAAAUCUAUUCCUUUUUAUUUAUUUAAAUAAUUAUUUUUUGCCGUUACCUAAGGAGUUGAGGAUAUAUUUAUGGCUUUGCUCAAUUUGUUUGAUGUUUGUUGUGGUUGUGGUUGGACAUUGUUAAAAUGGUGCGUCAAUUAAAUGCAAUCCAUCACCUAGCGCAUGGAUCAACUCACCCUUCUAGCCUUAGCUCACCAUCUAACUUGGUGAUGCAAUUUUGGGCUUUGAGUUGGGUGGCUAUGAUUUGAUUGAUGACUUUCCUUGUCAUGUCAUGGAUGUUGUGGAUUUGUAAGAGCAACUGUGCUGGAGAUGGCAUCAGGUGGAAAGUGAAUAUCAUUUGUCAAAGCAAGGACGAUGAAGGGGUUCGUUUCUCUUCUUACAUCUGCAGCUUGUGAGUGGCUUUUGAUAUUUCUGCUGCUACUCGAUGCCUUGCUAUCAUAUAUGCUCACCAAGUUUGCGAGCUAUUGCCAACUGCAAAUGCCUUGCUUGUUGUGUUCUAGGCUUGAUCAUAUCUUACGCCGUGAAAGGCCAGAGUUCUAUGAGAACCUAUUUUGCAGCAAUCACAAAUCAGAAAUAUCAUCUCUGAUUUUGUGUCAUAUUCAUGGUAAGCUAGCAGAUGGGCAUAGGAUGUGUGAUGAUUGUCUUUUGUCAGUCACUGCAAAGACCAAGUGCAAUGCAAAAACUCAAAGAUUGUUGGUGGGGAAAUUUGGGCUGGUUCUUGGUGGUUCUGGUUUCAAAAGUCCAUCACUAAGCAAAGAUUUGUUUUUUGGCUCUAAGGGUGCAAGACUAUGUACAAGACAAUGUACUUGUUGUGGUAAGCUUUGGAAGUCAGAUCAGAACUCCCCAAGAUCUAUCCAUCUAAAAUCACAUGGGAGAGCUGUUCUUAAGCCAUAUAUUCCUUUGCCAUGUGCACCAAGGCAACGCCGUUUAAAUCACCAGGAUAACUUGAAGAAAAUGAGGGAUAAAUUUCCUGGAUCAGAGGGAAAAAGCAGUUUCCGGCCACUAUCUCAUGUUGGGUACACUGAGCUGAGACUUAAUUCCAAUUCUGAGUCCGAAUUUCCAUUUUCUGAUGAUGAUGAUGAUGAUGUUUGUAGCGUGUAUCAUGAGAACAUUGAAGCCAGCAAUGACCCUAUUGCUGUUACAUCUGCACCUUCCUCAAAAUGUAUUCCAUGUGAUUUGAAUCCGAAAGAGCCGAUUGAUAGUUCUGCCAAAUCCAUGCCUUUGCCUUCAGAUCAAUGUGGGGAGCCUAAUGUCAGCAAACAUCAAGAUGUGAAUGCCAAUUGUGCAGUAGAAAAUAAUUUGCAACAAGCAAAUCAAGAGUCAUUCAGUUCUGAUCCAGCUGAGCUCAUUUCAAUAGAGGAGGUUUCACCACCUCCUAUUGUUAAGAAUGUUCCUCAUAGAGAAUCAGAAUUUGAAGACAGUAAGAUUACUUCUCAUUCUAAGGAUUCUCUUCCUGGUCCCCUAUCUGAGUUUAUGACUUUGAAUGGCACAUAUGUACAUGCUGGAGCAUCAUCGGAAAAAUCUGCAGAUGUUGCACAAGCAAGAGAUACUGGAAUGGUAUCUGAGAAGAAUGGGGAAGUUUUACAGAAGAUUGGUACAGAGGAAACAGCAUCAACAGACACUCAUCCGGUGGUAUGUGACUCUGCUCCUAUAAAUCCUAAAGAAGAGAAUUCAAGUAACAUGAAUAAGUCCUCUGUAACCACUAAGGAAAGAGAACAAACUGGUUUUAUCAAAGAGAAGCCAACUACUGAGGAAGUUAAUAAUGUCAAGGAAGAACAGGAGCAAUCACCAUCAGACAAAUCUUCUCCUAAUGGGUCUAAUACAUCAUCAAAUGUUCCUGUAAAUCAUGUUCACUCACCUAAGGCAGAUGUCGAGGCUUCUAGUUUAAACAAAGUUCAGGUAUUUCGAAAGUCAUCCUCAGUGGAAUCUGGUCUUGAUUCUCUGGAUGAAAGCAAUAUUUCUGAAAUUGAAGGAGAGUCUAAUGAUGAUAGACUGAGGAGGCAAAUUGAGUAUUACAAGAAAUGCAUGCAUUCUUUACAGAAGGAACUGGAGGAAGAAAGAAACGCUUAUGCUGUUGCUACAAAUGAAGCAAUGUCUAUGAUCACAAGGUUACAGGAGGAGAAGGCAGCACUGCAGAUGGAGGCUCUUCAAUAUUUAAGAAUGAUGGAGGAGCAAGCAGAAUAUGAUAAUGAUGAAUUGGAGAAAGUGAAUGGUCUACUCACAGAAAAGGAAAAAGAGAUACAAGAUUUGGAAGCUGAGCUGGAAUUUUAUAGAUCAAACAUGGCAGAUGAGGAGCCUAUGAUCCAUAAUAUGCAUAAGGAAAGUUGGGAUUUGAAAGGAGAAAACGUCACUACACAAAACACUGUUGUGCAUAACAUCAUAAAUACCGUAAGCAGUUCAAAGAAUGCUGAGGUUUCCAAAGUUGGUGAUGGAGAUGUGACUGGUGAAACCGCAUUUUUGGAAUUUGAAGAGGAAAAGGAAUACAUUUCUCAAUGUUUGAAAAACUUGGAAGAGAAGGUUCAUCAAAUUUCUUUGCAUGCGCCUAAUGAUAGAUCCGAGAAACUUGAAGUCAGUAAAUCGAAUCAACAAGGAGCUUCAAAUGGUGAAGGGCCUCAAUUAGAUGGUCAUGAAGAGACUGAAUUGUCCACAAAAAAAGCAUUAAUACAUUGAAUGGAAAUCAUAUUGAUAAAGAUGGAUCAGCUGAAGAUGAUGAUGCUUGUUCUCUUAGUGCCGAAAACAAUCAUUCCAAAUCUCCUGAACCACAAAUCUCCACGCCGAGAAGAGAAGUUGAGUUGGUUAUUCUAGAAAAUCAAAUAUCAGACCUUAAUGACCGGUUGGAAGCACUUGAAUUUGAUCAUGAUCUUCUGGAGCACCUAACAAAUUCUCUUCAAAAUGGCAAUGAUGGAAAACAAUUUAUUCAAGACAUAGCUCACCGAUUGCAUGAGGUACGGAGAAUUGCAUUAAGAUGAAGAUGGUAAGCAUAUAAACAUAAGUGCUUUUAGUUCUUCCUUUAUUCUUAGGCACAAAUAAACUUUCAUACAGUAUAUUAUACAACAUUGUCUACACUCGUGUCAAUAGAGACGAUAUGAAUCCACA
Molecule: messenger RNA, 3160 nt
Organism: Glycine soja
Lineage: Eukaryota; Viridiplantae; Streptophyta; Magnoliopsida; Fabales; Fabaceae
Product: myosin-binding protein 1-like
Exons: 3
Coding region: 419-2734 (771 amino acids)
Molecular function (GO): myosin binding
Source: RefSeq, a predicted model, not a curated record